Messenger RNA from Gloeophyllum trabeum ATCC 11539, 192 nucleotides. RefSeq lists its product as uncharacterized. The transcript has 2 exons. Lineage: Eukaryota; Fungi; Basidiomycota; Agaricomycetes; Gloeophyllales; Gloeophyllaceae. The record is from RefSeq and is a predicted model, not a curated record. The coding region runs from base 1 to 192 and encodes 63 amino acids.
AUGCCUCUCGACAACUUCUGCGAUGCGGUCGCGCUUGGGCUGUUGCUGAUAUGUGUAGAUGCAGCGCGCCAAGCUAAGAAGCACAGCAACGCCCGCGAGGCCUCCGAGAACGGCGCCUAUAAUAGCGCCCGUGCUUGGGGGAUGAUCACGUACAGGAAGCGGUGGGCGGAGCAGGUGCUCGAGAGACUGUGA